Molecule: messenger RNA, 1634 nt
Organism: Sardina pilchardus (European sardine)
Lineage: Eukaryota; Metazoa; Chordata; Actinopteri; Clupeiformes; Clupeidae
Gene: oxld1
Product: oxidoreductase-like domain containing 1
Exons: 2
Coding region: 116-604 (162 amino acids)
Source: RefSeq, a predicted model, not a curated record
UGGCUGCCUCCUUGUACGACUCGGACGUAUGUUAGCUAAGCCUUGAUCCCUUUCCCUGGAUGAAAUGCUGACGUACUUAGGUAAUAGAUGUGGUGUAGAUAUGUAAGUAACCACGAUGAUAAGGAAUAUGUCCAUUUUGAGUGGAAAGGGCGCGACAGCGACGUCAUGCUUCCACAAGAUUUGCUGUCUCUGCCUUGCCCAUCUGGGCAGGAGUCUCCCCUCACUCUUCCCACCCAGUGGGAUUAGACAUCUGCAUCAUUUGACCAACCAUCAUAGAGCUUUUGGCAGACAGCAGGUCCUUCUGUCAUCAUCACCACCGACUCAACCUCACCUUUCAAUGAGCACUUCCUCCAAAGGGGGAAGCUCGGACACUGCACAGAGCGCACCGGGGAAGUCCGAGGACCGGGGGCCACCACCGGCCCCCCCUACCUGCUGCUGCAUGAGCGGCUGCCACAACUGCGUGUGGAUCGAGCACGCGGAGGAGCUUCUCAAGUACUACCAUGACGGAGGCGACAAGGCCUUGGCGGCCAUCGAGGAGAACAUUCAGGACGAGAACCUCAAGACCUACCUGAGAAUGGAAAUCAGGCUACUGAAGAAAUUUUGACCUGUGUGAGUGUGCCUGACGUGUUGUGUGUGUGGGUGUGUGUGUGUGUGGUUGAGUGUUUCAGUGUUUGUGCCUGUUACAUAACAUGCAAGCAUGAAGGUGGACUGUAGCAGGCAUUUGACUUUUUUUUUUAUUUGGUCAGUCACUGAUGGGUGAGAGAGUCUGGAGAGGAAUGCCUUUACAACAGCACUUUAUCACGGCAGUCAACUUUAUAUUAUCAACAGCCCUGUGGUUUAGACACGGACAGUGAAAUUGACAUAGUUCACCCAAUUCAAGUGAAGUAUGUGAAGAUAACAUUUACUGUACCAGCUGUACUGGUAAUUAGUUUGAAGAAGCCAAUAGUCGCACAUUAGUUUCAAUAUGAAUAUCUCUUGGUGUUUAUGUGUUAUAUCAUCAACAAAACAAUUUCAAGAUUGUUACCUUUGCACACUGAAUAGUGCUUUCUGUUAUUUAUCAUUUAGUGUGGAGCCUUUGUGAGCACCAUGGAAGGAUUUUAUUUAAACAUGAGGAUUAAGCAGAGCUAGGAUUUCUCUUUAGAGAAAGAGUCCUCAAAAGAACUGGGCCCCACUCCAUGAUAAGAAUAAUGACCACUCCCAAGUUGCGAUACUUCAUUUCUUAAAAAUCUUCAAAUGUGUUAUCUUACAGUCAGUGACCCUCAAAUUGUAUUAAACAUGAUUUUGAGUAAUGCUAGUAUGCAGGCUAUACUUGCUACAGUCUGUAUAGCUGACAUUACUUGUGUGGUGUGCCUACAUCUCAGAGACUGGGAUGUGAAAUGUCUGAUGUUGCAAUGUUUUAAAUGAAAAGUUAAACUAUUUCAUACUUUUCAAAUGGAACUUUUCCCUCAAUGUGCUGUGACAUGGAGAAUUCCAUAGUGACGGACCGCUCACCCUCUUAGAACUUGAAAUACAAUGCGCACAAAUUGUUAUUAUUUUAUGUAUAUGGAAAUGGAAUCACUAUUUAUAUGUAUGUCUUAACUUGUAUCCUCUGAAGUGAGAAAUUUUGUCAGCAAAGAUAGCCAAAUAAACCCUCU